GUGGUUGUAUAGAUACUAUAAAUACAGAAGCAUUAUCUCUAUAUGCUUUUACUUUGAUUUUAUCUUUUAUUUCUAGCAAAACCUAACAAUUUAACCAACAAAAUAGGACGAUAAUUGUUAUAUUCUAACAUGAACAAUAUUGUUUUAUAAGAGAUUGUAAAGUAUUUAUAAAGCUUUUAAUAAUAAAAUCAGAAAUGAGGUUUAGACCUCUACUAGUAGGUGCUAUUGUAUCUGUAAAUUUAUUACCAAAUACUAUAUUCUUAGACAAAUAUAGAAAAUUCAGAGCUACAUAUGGUUUUGAUGGUAAUGAACGGCCAGUUCCAGACAAAAUUAAAAAAAGGUUUAGAGAAGUAAUAAAUGAUUUAAAAUUAUCAGAAGAAGAUAGAAAUAAAAUUCAAAUAUUUAGUGUUCAUGAUAUAAAUAUAUUUCAUGCUGGAACACUGCUAGGUCUUGAUGCAAUAAUUGGAAUUCCACCAAAUUAUGCUUAUGAAAGUACUGAAAGUCUAAGUGCAGAUCAAGUAAAAAUAGAAAAUAAAGAUAUGUUAUGGAAUGAAGAAACUUCAAAAAAUUUCUUAGAAUCUUUGGUGCUUUCAGAAAAUGCUCAGAAAUUUGCAAUAGCUCGAGCAAUUUUAAAAGUGAAACGACCUGAGUUUUGGAUUAAGCAAGUAGAUACAAUUAUAGAUUGUAUGAUAUUUUUUUUAAUAUAUGAUACUUUUAAAAUAGCAGUAAAAUCUCGUAUCAAAUUAAAAAUAUUGGUUUAUGCAAUCAAUGGUAUUAUUGCUUUUGGAGCUUUUCUUAUUUGGGCAAUAUCAGAACAACUAAUAGAUGUUAAUGCUGAUAAAAGUAUUUCAUACGAAUUGGCUGAAUUAGAUCCUAAAUAUGUUCAAGGUGGUAAAGAAUAUUAUGAAAAAUUAUGCCAACGUGAUAACGUAUUGCGUCCUUACUUCACAAAAACUUCGAAAUUUUUUUCUUGGAUUAAUAAAAGAGAGGCAUCACCUUUUACACAGAGCAAAUUCUUUGAUUCAAAACUGUAUGAAAUGAACGGAGAAGAACAUGUUUCUAGCAAUGUUAUCUUCCAAUAAAAAAAAUUACAGUAUAUUAUUGUAUAAAAAAAUGUAGAAAGGAAACAAUUCAUAAAUUAGUGACAAUUUUUGUAACAAUAAAUGUUUAUUCUAUUAAUGAAUUAUAAA
Molecule: messenger RNA, 1190 nt
Organism: Osmia bicornis bicornis
Lineage: Eukaryota; Metazoa; Arthropoda; Insecta; Hymenoptera; Megachilidae
Product: transmembrane protein 177
Exons: 3
Coding region: 195-1082 (295 amino acids)
Source: RefSeq, a predicted model, not a curated record